UGAAGGUGAUGAUGAUGAUAGAUGUGACAAGGGUGGUACCACAAACUGAUGAUGAUCGUAACGAAGGAUGAUGAUGAUGUCGGUAGUGAUGAUUAUGAUGACAGUGAUGACGAUAAUGAUGAUGCUGAUGGUAGUAAUAGUAAUGAUAGUAAUGAUAGUAAUGAUGAUGAUGAUGAUGAUCAUGAUGAUGAUGAUGAUGAUGAUGAUGAUGAUGAUGCUAUCGAUGAUAACGAAUCUGAGGAUGAUGAUAACGAUGAUAAUAAUGAUGGUGAUGAUGAUGAUAAUGGCGUUGAUGAUGAUGAUGAUGAUGAUAAGAUGAUGAUACUGAUGGUGAUGAUGAUGAUGGUGACGAUGGUGAUGAUGACUAUUCUGAUGAUAACGCACAGUACCCUACACUAACUCAAAAUGGCGGUAGCACUGAUGACCGGAUGAUGAUGAUGGAGAUUUUGAAAAAGCCUACGACCACGUGGAUUGGGAUUUUUUAGAUAAAUGUUUGGAAAAAAUGAACUUUGGGCCUAUCGGCGCUGGGUCAAGAUCCUUCGUAAUAAUGCCACCACCUACGUUCAGGUCAAUGGGUCAGUAGCACCCCCAUUUGAGCUCCAACGGUCCGUGAGACAAGGGGAUCCCAUUGCCCCCUAUCUCUUUUUGGUGAUAAUGGAAACACUGUCAACCAACCUGUGUCAUAACAAAGACCUUACACGCAU
This is a messenger RNA of Chara braunii, 704 nucleotides long. The record is from the annotation of a GenBank genome assembly. NCBI's taxonomy places the organism in Eukaryota, Viridiplantae, Streptophyta, Charophyceae, Charales, Characeae.